UAACAUACCCAAUAUUGUAUACAACGAAGUUGGAAGCCCAUAGAUUCCGUACGCUUCACACACUUCACACAUAUCGUAUCCGGUGAAUGUGCUGUGGAAAAGGGAAUCACUUGCUGUUUGUCUUUGUUUCUACUCGUUUCUUUUCUUCAAUCUUUCUUCAAACUUCUUGGUAAAUUCUCUCAAAGCCCACGCAAUUUUAUCAAAUUGCACCCAAGUCCCAUUCCCAGAUUUCGAGGACCCAAAUUAAACCAAACCCUUGCAAUUGACAGCUGAACCCCAACAAAACCCUAUUUCGAGGUUCCAACUUUAUUACCUUCAACAAAAAGAGGUGAAAUCUCGGAAGUUUUGAAACAAAAUAAUGGAUUUCGACGAGUACGAGUAUUUGGAAAAAACCGUUGAGGAGCAGGAAGAUCCGAAGAAGACGAAAGACAGAGGAGGAUCGGAGGAUAAGAGCGAGAGAAGCUAUAGGAAGAGAGAUGGAGAUAGAGAGGAAGAGGAUGAUGAGGGCAAGAGGAGCAGCAAGAAAUCGAGAAGCGGCCGCGAUGAGGACGACGAGGAGAGGCGAGAUCGGGAUAAGGACCGCCAUAGAAGCAGCCGCGACAGGGAUAGGGAAAGGGAGAGAGAUAGAGAUAAGGAUUUAGAGAGGAGGGGUAGCAGAGAGAGGGAGAAGGAAAGGGAGAGAGAAAGAAGAGAAAAAGAUAAGGAGAAAGAGAGGGAUAGGAGAGAGAAGGAAAAGGAGAGAGAGAGGAGGGAAAGAGAGAAGGAAAAGGAGAAAGAGAGGGAGGUAGACCGGAGAGAGAGAAGCAGUAGUAGGUCGAGGAGGCACGAAAGUGAUCGUGAGAUUGAGAGGGAACGGGAGAGAGAUAGGAGAGAGAGGAGCAGUAGUAGGUCGAGGAGGCACGAGAGUGAUCGUGAGCUAGAGAGGGAGCGGGAGAGAGAUAGGAGAGAGAGAAGCAGUAGUAGGUUGAGGAGACACGAGAGUGAACGCGAUCAAGAGAGGGAACGUGAAAUUGACAUCAGAGAUAGCAGGAGAUUUAAGGAUAAGAAAGAUGCAGUGGAGCCUGAGGCUGAUCCUGAGAGGGACCAGAGAACUGUUUUUGCUUAUCAGAUGCCUCUAAAAGCAACUGAGAGAGAUGUCUAUGAAUUCUUCUCAAAAGCAGGCAAGGUGAGGGAUGUUCGGCUGAUCAUGGAUAGAAAUUCAAGAAGAUCAAAGGGGGUUGGGUACAUUGAGUUUUAUGAUGUGAUGUCUGUGCCAAUGGCAAUCGCAUUGUCUGGUCAACUGCUUCUUGGUCAACCUGUGAUGGUUAAACCUUCAGAGGCCGAAAAGAAUCUUGUUCAGUCCAAUACUUCUGGUGCAGGCGCAGGUGGUGUUGCUGGACCAUAUGGAGCUGUUGAUAGAAAACUAUAUGUAGGGAACUUGCAUUUUAAUAUGACAGAAAUGCAGCUUAGACAGAUAUUUGAACCUUUUGGACCUGUGGAGCUUGUGCAACUACCACUUGACCUUGAGACUGGGCAGUGCAAAGGUUUUGGGUUUGUCCAGUUUGCUCAACUUGAACAUGCAAAAGCAGCUCAAAGUGCCUUGAACGGGAAACUGGAGAUUGUUGGUCGAACCAUUAAGGUUUCAUCUGUUACAGAUCAUGUUGUUACCCAAGAUACUACAGCAAAAUCUGCAGACUUUGAUGAUGAUGAGGGCGGUGGCUUGGCCUUGAACGCACAAUCAAGAGCGUUGCUUAUGCAGAAACUGGAUCGCUCUGGUAUUGCAACAAGCAUUACGAGCUCUCUUGGAGUACCCCUUGUUAAUGGGUCUGCUCCAAAUCAACAGGCAACAUUACCUGUCAAUGGCCAAGGGGCAUAUCCAGCACCGGUUCUACAGCCAAUCAUGUCUACUACAGCCCUUGAACCUAUUGGACAGCCCAGCGAGUGUUUGCUGUUGAAGAAUAUGUUUGAUCCUACAACUGAGACGGAACCUGAUUUUGAUUUGGAUAUUAAAGAGGAUGUUGAAGAAGAAUGCAGCAAAUAUGGCAGGGUGAAGCAUAUUUAUGUGGACAAAAACAGUGGCGGUUGUGUCUAUCUUCGAUUUGAAUCAACAGAAGCAGCGGGUAAAGCUCAACGUGCAAUGCACAUGAGAUGGUUUGCAGGCAGAUCAAUAUCAGCCUUAUUUAUGCAACCCCAUGAAUAUGAAGCGAAGUUUAAAGGUUGAUUGAAGUUCAGCAGCUUUCACAUUAUCAAGGCAAUACUUGGAGGAGGCAAAUAAUUUUGUAUGUAUCAGAAUUUAUUCCAGUACUCAAAAGAUUUCAAGAUCAUUUAAAAAAGAACUGUUAUGGCCAUAUAUGAACUUCAAAAGAAAUUUAUCGGUAACAAAAUUUAUUUGAAAUGGGGAAUUUAUUUUCCAUUACAAAACUCUAUAUUCAUGUAAAAGAAUUAUUGAAUAUAUACCACCCUUGGGAUUA
This is a messenger RNA of Gossypium arboreum, 2450 nucleotides long. RefSeq lists its product as uncharacterized. Gene Ontology annotation, biological process: mRNA processing. Gene Ontology annotation, molecular function: RNA binding. Lineage: Eukaryota; Viridiplantae; Streptophyta; Magnoliopsida; Malvales; Malvaceae. The record is from RefSeq and is a predicted model, not a curated record. The coding region runs from base 359 to 2200 and encodes 613 amino acids. The transcript has 14 exons. Gene Ontology annotation, cellular component: nucleus.